AAACAGUCGCACAUUGUACCUCAUUUUCUGGGAGUCUACAGGCUAGCGAGAUCAUACUACCAUUUCCUGAGCAGUUUGUCCCUUCAGCAGCCGCGAUAACAAACACAUUUGCUGGACCCAAGCUUACUCGAGUCAACGUGGCUCAAGGACAGCGACUAUGGCCCAGGAAGCCCGCGCACCAGCCAAAGAAGAACAACCGGGCCCCACCACCCACCCACGUCGAAGCAGCAGACUACGGCAAAUCCGCAACCCAAGCCAUGCACCGACAUCAGGUGCCACGAACCAGACUACAAACCUGUCUGGGACCGAGUUUGCAAGCUCGGCAUCCACGCAGGCCACGAGUGAGCAGUCGCACCGUCCUCAGCAGGGCUCCGCUCCUGGUCGGCGUCGCCGCGCGUGUGCCGAGUCCGCCGCACGGCCGGGCCAUGUGGUUCCGUUUCAUCUUGCCAUGACGCCGGAUACGGCCCCACGGCAGCGACGCAAACCGGCAGUCUAUAUCCCGGCUGUGCCGGAGGAGCAGAUCCCUAGCCAUGUUGACUUUGUCAACGACCCAGCGCACAAGUUCUGGACCUGGAGCCGAGAGAAGCAGGGUUGGUUCCACGAAGACGAGGAGGCUGGCAAAGUCAUCUGGGCGCCGACGGAGCUUGAUUAA
This is a messenger RNA of Verticillium alfalfae VaMs.102, 652 nucleotides long. RefSeq lists its product with no specific name. The record is from RefSeq and is a predicted model, not a curated record. The transcript has a single exon. Lineage: Eukaryota; Fungi; Ascomycota; Sordariomycetes; Glomerellales; Plectosphaerellaceae. Bases 158 to 652 code for a protein of 164 amino acids.